This is a messenger RNA of Plutella xylostella (diamondback moth), 2236 nucleotides long. RefSeq names its product Tubulin-binding cofactor E (gene Tbce). Gene Ontology annotation, molecular function: protein binding. Gene Ontology annotation, biological process: cytoskeleton organization. The record is from RefSeq and is a predicted model, not a curated record. Lineage: Eukaryota; Metazoa; Arthropoda; Insecta; Lepidoptera; Plutellidae.
CUUUUUGUUGUUGGUAAAAAUCAGGCUGAUUUUGUUUUGAUAAAUAGUUCCUUUUUCGAAUACUCACAAAGAAUGGUGGGCGCUAUGCCUGUUAAUUUAAUACCAAAAUUUUGCAACGGCGCCAUGGACAGCCAGAACAACCGACAGGACGGCGAGCUACUGGUCGACAUCGGCAGCCGUAUCAAAUGCAGUGAACAUUUUGCCACCGUCAAGUAUAUCGGAGAAGUCCAGGGCUACAAAGGGACCUGGUACGGUGUAGAAUGGGAUGACCCUGCCAGAGGAAAGCACGAUGGCUCUGUUGACGGGAUCCAGUACUUCAAAACAUCGGGCCCGAAGUCUGGCUCUUUCAUUCGCCCUAACAAGAUUGAGCCUCUAGUAACUUGCGCCGAAGCUAUAAAGAAGUGCUAUGGUGAUAAGGAGGAUGAGAUGAUUGCGGCGCACCGCAAGAAUGUCAUCAACGAGUGGAAGCGGGAGAUGGGUGCUCCGUUCAUUGAAAUGGUGGGCUUCGAGAAGAUUCAUCAGAAACAGAAACUGGACCGCCUCGUAGAAGUGUGUGUGCACAACCAGAACGUCUGCUCCGCGGGGGAUGUCUCCGCGCUCUGCCCCGGCGUGCAGGUGCUGGAUCUGUCCAAGAACCUGUUCUGCAACUGGCGCGAGGUGAUCACGCUGGGGGGGCAGCUGCCAGGCCUGUGUGAUUUGGAUGUCAGCAACAACCGCAUGCCAGUAGACAUUCCACAAGAAGCCCUCGCCCAACUUUCUCGAAAGUUCCCGAACCUUCGCAAAAUAAACCUCUCUCACUGCGACUACGAAUGGUCUGACAUCGUGGCCCUAUCCCAGCUCUGGCCCCAACUCACAGAAAUGGUCGCCGCUUUCAACCAAAUACACAGAAUAUUCCCCCCAACUGACGUUUUAAGCAAUCUAUCUGCUUUGUGGUUAGAUGGCAACCCUAUAAAGUCGUGGGGGGAGGUGCUAGGGUUGGGACAACUGAAGAGUUUGAAGAUGUUGAGUCUGAAUGACUGUGCGAUUGAAGAGAUUAGGUUUAACGAUGUGCCCAAAGAGAAGGUGGAUGCGUUUGAGAAUUUGGAGCUGCUGUUUUUGAACAGGACUAAGAUUGGGGAUUGGCGCUCAAUAAGUGAACUGAAUAAACUGAAGAACCUGAAAAAGCUGUACUUCCUGAAAAACCCGAUACAAGCCGGCGGGGACUACGAGACCACCGCGCAACUGAUCGUCGCUAAAAUUGGAUCUCUACAGGAGCUAAACGGCUCGCAUCUCACUCCUGAAUUCCGUCGCGGCGCAGAAUACGACUACAUGAAGCAACAUGGCGCCGAGUGGAAGAAGGCACAAGCUAAUGAGGCUAUGAAGAUGGCUUUUGAUGUGGAACACCAUCGCUUUGAUGAGCUUAUUACUAAAUACGGAAUCCCAGACGACAGCCUUCUCGAGAAACAAGUGAAAAACAACUCGCUAGUCUCCUCCCUGCUACAAAUCACAUUACAAGACGAAAACGGAACGAAAUACGUCAAGAAAUUCCCCGCAACAAUGUCUGUGUCGAAACUGGUCACACUGGCUCAAAGACUGUUCGCUAAACAUGGCCACACUGGAACUCCAAACUUGUAUUGUUACAAUGAACAGAGAAAAGACGCAGAAAUACAUUUGGAUAACAUUAUGAGGGAUCUUUCGUACUUUUCCGUCCGAAACGGCGACACAAUUUUGGUCCGAUGAAGUUUCUGAACGUGGAAAUAAAGAUGGCGGCCGUGGGUUUUGGCGCGCUUUUGCCUUUUAAUCGAUUUUUCUUUUAGCACCGUUUAGCGAUUGCCUCGAAUUUGUUUUGGUAUCGUUAUUGAGAAAGUGUGCCGUGCGUUUUUCAAAAGCAUCUGGGAUGAGUUUAUUUAUUAUGUUUUUUUUUUGUAAUUUUAUUUAUUUUAUUUUGUCUUAUUUGACGCUUUUUGUAAAAAAAAAACGAGUUUUAAAAAGUAAAAAGAAAAGUUUUGUAACCUGCCAGUAGGUGGAGAUUUUGUUCGUUUUUUUUUUAGUUUGCAGUUGCUUUUGAAAAACGCCAACAAAAUGUAACUAAAAAUAUUGAUUAAAAAACAUACAAAAAUAACAACUACACGCAGAUCUAAAUAAAAUAUAGUAACCUUAAUUUUAAAAUGAUAUAUUUUGAGUAAAUUAUAUAUCGGUAUUUACCACGGAAUUGAAUUGAGUAAAAAGUCCAAUAAACAAUUCACUUAUCUAUUUA